AUGCGCUUAUUACGAAUACUUUUUCUAUUCUAUCAAUUAUUGCCGCAUUUUGUUGGCGCUGCCACUUGGACUUCGACUCAAUUCCCUGAUUUGCGCGGUUCAUCAGUGUCCCAAUGUGUUCGAGCGAUGCCACAUGGACAAUCACUUUAUAUUUGCGAUCCGGAUAACAUCCUGAACACAAGCCAAGCUCUUGCUUUGAAUCGACAGUUGCACGAGCUCUCACUGGGCACAAAAUGUCAGUGUCAACGGAAAUCACAAUGCAUAACAAAAAAUGGAUUAGAAGAAAGCUCUCACGGUUUUGUGGUGUCAAUCGCCGUUGUGAGCAACUUGCAAAUGACUAUUCAUUCGCCGAGUGAAGUACAACUCACAGAACGGGCUGAGAGCUUUACGAAAGCGCUUGAGGGUCGAUGGGCACUCGGCGAUUGCGGCAAUUCCGUCAUCAUCUUUGUUUGGGAACAUUAUAAAAAGAUGGUGAUCUGGCCGGCGCGAUUAGCUGAGAAAUAUGUGAGUGUUGAGGAGAGGAAGAAAAUGCUUUUAAAAGUCAAUCAUCUUGUACAAACGGAUAAAUGGCAUGAAGCACUCUCGACGGUGAUCGUGGACAUUGGACGUGAGCUGACUGGGGAACGCGAGCAGCGCACCGACACCGGCACAUUGGCCCUUGUCGCCUCAGUGGCUAUGGCUGUGGCCCUCACACUGAUCAUCACAUGCUGCGUGUGCGCUUUCCGAUGUUGCGGGAAUUUGAAAGGCGACGAGAGGCCGAGGGGAGUGCUCGCCGCCGCCCAUCGGGUGGACAGUGUCCGAGCACUCGUGAUGCGACGGGGAUCUCAAUUGAGGCGAUCUUUCUCGAAAAGUCCUAAAUUUCCACUCACGAGAAACGCGCCUAAUCGCUUUUUCGCUGAUACAACGAUAGUU
Molecule: messenger RNA, 912 nt
Organism: Mesorhabditis belari
Lineage: Eukaryota; Metazoa; Nematoda; Chromadorea; Rhabditida; Rhabditidae
Source: the annotation of a GenBank genome assembly